AUGCCCGUCGCUCAGCCACCCCAGCGCAUCCAAAUCGGCUCUCGCUUUCCUGCCUGGGACACGGAAGAGUCCUGCUUCGAGCUCGCCUUCCGCAAGGAAGCCACUCGCCGCGACUUUGCACCGUCUUGGGACGACACGAACUACGUUCCGGCUACCCACACGUUCUGGGGCUGCGCACACACGGCGAAGGGGAAGCUGUCCGAUGACGUCCGCUUCGCCUGCGGCGAAGACAUGGCUGGCGUACGGAAGGAGUUGAGGACGGGCGCUUUCAGGGAGUUUGCGCGACUCAAAAAGCUUGCGGACGUAUUCAAGAGGGAAGGAGUGACGCGGUGGGCAUCGUCUCAACAGCAGUUGGUCAUCUGGGACGUGUGGGUCGCGAUCGGCUUCAAGCGGGCGAAGCAGUUUGAGAAGAAGAUGCUCGGGGACGGUCUGGUCGUCGAGGGCUACCCGUCUCAAGGCGUCCUCGACAACUCGCUUUCUCCCGAUUCUGAUCCUCUCGCACACCCUCUCGCCGCCGUUAGUGAAGGGCAGGGCGAGGUCGAGCAGCUGGAAGGGCGCGAAAGGAACGACAGUCGCGGCCAACAAGGUGAACGGUGGAGCGGCAAGCGCGAAAGGGACCAGCGAAUGCAGGAGACUGCGCCGGUCACGCCGAAGAAGGUCGCCCGGGAUCUCGUCCAGACAGCCAACAAAGCCUCGCAGUCCUCCUCUGCCUCAGACCCGGCACCUUUGGCGUUCGUCAAUGAAGCUGUCCUCGCGCCGCCGGAGCGCGCGCCGUCCUCAGUCGUUUCGCCUUCCCCCUCGAAACGCCUCAGUGCCAGCGGCAGCAAGCGAAGCAGCACGUCGUCCGACUCGCCAGCGACAAAGAAGCGCAAGAGCGAGUCCUCCUCGUCGAGCGCGGAGAUCAAGCAGGAAGUCAAGGCGGAGCACGAGCUCCAAGUCUUGUCCUUCAAGGCGCCCAGCUCUUCCGCUCCCUUGCCUUCGCGCGCGGCGCCCGAUCCCACAUUCCUCGCCUACCUCACCGCCCUCGACACCGGCGGAGCAGUCGACUAUUCCAUCUUCGCCUCGGACCUCGCCCACCUCGGAUUCAAGAACCACAAGGCGCUCGAGCGAGUCGCAGCGACGGCCGAGAACUGCAAGCGGCUGGUCAAGGACUUGUCGAAGCUGAGGUCGACGGACAAGUAUGCGCUGAUUAUGUUCGAGGAGGAUCUGAAGGCGAAGGUUGCGGGAGGAAGGGACGGCUGA
Molecule: messenger RNA, 1242 nt
Organism: Rhodotorula toruloides NP11
Lineage: Eukaryota; Fungi; Basidiomycota; Microbotryomycetes; Sporidiobolales; Sporidiobolaceae
Exons: 6
Coding region: 1-1242 (413 amino acids)
Source: RefSeq, a predicted model, not a curated record